UCCUCUCACUUCCACUUGCUGCUUUUUGCCGUUUGUAACAACAGCAGCAUCAGACAGCAUAACCUAAUGAUGGAAGAAUUUGAAGAUGGUGAAGCUCCUCCUGGAGAGGAGCUGGUUGAAUGCAAAACCUGUAAAAGAUGUUUCUUCCCUAAAGUCCUGGCGAAGCAUACUAAGAUCUGCCAGAAGUCAGCCGCGAAGAGGAGGAAGGUUUUUGACUCCAGUCGACAGAGAGCUGAGGGUACAGACAUCCCCACGCUUAAACCCAUCAAACCAAAGUCACAAAGUUCAUCUUCUUCUGGAAAAGCAGAACCCCCGAAGAAGCCGUCCAACUGGCGCAAGAAGCAUGAGGACUUUAUCGCUACCAUCCGGGCUGCCAAGGGCCUCACUCAGGUCAUGAAGGAUGGAGGACCUUUACCCCCGCCUCCACCUCCCACUUAUGACCCAGACUAUGUCCAGUGCCCUUUCUGUGAGCGGAGGUUCAACCAGGGUGCAGCUGAGAGACACAUCAAGUUCUGCCAGGAGCAGGCCGCCCGUAUGCCUAGCAAGGGCAAGUUAGGAGAAGUGAAGAAGCCUGCUGCUCGCACACCGACCAAGACUUCUGCUCCUGUAAAAAAGGUGACCACUCCUGCUGUGUCCACCAUCCCUUCAGCCUCCUCUCGUUUACCCCAGAGGUCUGGCAUCGGACAGCCCUCUGGGAUCCCCUCUAGUAAGAUCGCUUCUGCAGGUUCAGUGAGGACUAAUCCCUCCGGCUUGACAAGCCCUCCGUCAGGUGUUGGAAUUAAGACCCGGAAAGUGAGCUCUGGCUACGGCCCGGCGAGGAACACUCAGUCUGGAAUAGCACUCAAUAAGAAGAAAGACAACUACAUAUCAAGGAAUGAAAAUGACGGCAGUGACGAAAACUGUGACGGUGGAGUGAAGAGCAAGUUCUGUCAUUCCUGUGGGACCAAGUACCCCAUUGAGGCGGCCAAAUUCUGCUGCGAGUGUGGGAUCAGGAGGAUGUGUAUUUGAUGCAGGUCAGAGGAAGAAGAGACUCCGGGAUGCACCAGGACUUAAACUAGCACCAGAGUUUCAGCAAAGCUUAUCCGUCUGUAUUUUCACGCUUGGGUGUAAUUUCACGACAGCACUGUGGUGUGAUCAGCAGACUACCCAACGCUGCGGUGUUUUCUUUUCUGUCGGCUUCAUAUCUUCAUGGAUUUUGCUGAUCCAUUCCUCUCUUCUCAUCUAUCAGUUCUGCUGGAUAUAUACAAUUCUUGAUUUCCUUUUCAAUAAUCAUAAUCUACAAAAAUGUUGAUAGUAGGCUGAUGGAUUUCAAACUUAUGUUAAACUGUGUAAAGGUCCAAGAUAUCAGCAGCCUUUGAAAGAAAAAUAACAUAUCCAGUUUUGAAAGAAAUCUGAUCAGAAAAAACCUUGUUUUAUUGUCUUUGGGCAAUAAUAAAGAGUUGAGCAACCUAUAGAGAAGAGCACAUGUCAUGAUAAAAGAUGAAUAAGUAAAGAUGAGAUAAGAGAGAUUAGAUCAAAUUGAGAGGCAGAUGGUAAAAUAGGAAGAUGAAAGAAAAUGUGUAAUGCGAGUCAUUUGGAGGUGGAUGUGAUUUCCUCUGUAUCUUUAUCCCCAUUCAUCCAUGAUCUGAAAUGCAUUCCUUAAUCCCAUUCGCCUCUGCUUCCUCAAACGGUUCCAGUUGAAGUGCAAUAUGAUUCACUACUGAGGAAAACAACAUUGUUAUUCUGAAAGACAAUUUGUUGUAAUUUUGGAGAGACAUCACCUAGCAGUUCAAAGGUCAGCUCCCCCUUUAAGGUCACUUUACAGGCACCGUUUGUUUCCAGCUAUCUUAAGAUCAGCAUUGUACGCCUGAUGUCUCUAAACGUGUAGCAAAACUCUUUUAUUCAAACUUAUUUUAUACAAUUUAAUAUUUAUUUUCCUUUUCCAUUUGUCUUUUACUAAAUGAACAAUGACUGAAUCCUUAAUUCUCUACGGAAUUAAAAUGUGUUUUUGAAAAGCAAUUAAACCCUAAAUGAACUUGGGUUGUGUUGCAAUUGCAUUUUUCCUACUAUUGAUUCAGUAUGCAGUGCAUUAAGGUAUUUAGGGUCAAAAGUUAUCAUUUGAAAUGCCCUAUAUGGAAGUGACCUAUAUAUCACUGCCCCCCCUCAGUCGAUUGACAGGUAGAACACUAAGACGGAAAGGUACAGUGUCUAGGUCAUCUUUUAUUCCUUUGAAAACUAAGAAAGUUACAAUGUUCAAUAAGCCAUGAAACAUAAGUAUAUUAUGUUAGAUGAAUGACAUGUUUGACAGGGGUGUUUCCUGUACUGGUUGUUAGCCUGGAUAAAUUGUGCACUUGAUGGCAUGUUUUUCCAUCAUCAAUAAAUGUCUUUGAAGACA
This is a messenger RNA of Eleginops maclovinus (Patagonian blennie), 2374 nucleotides long. It is a transcript of the gene zc2hc1a, whose product is annotated as zinc finger, C2HC-type containing 1A. Lineage: Eukaryota; Metazoa; Chordata; Actinopteri; Perciformes; Eleginopidae. The record is from RefSeq and is a predicted model, not a curated record.